This is a messenger RNA of Branchiostoma floridae (Florida lancelet), 1832 nucleotides long. RefSeq names its product seed lectin-like. The transcript is spliced from 8 exons. Bases 568 to 1410 code for a protein of 280 amino acids. The record is from RefSeq and is a predicted model, not a curated record. NCBI's taxonomy places the organism in Eukaryota, Metazoa, Chordata, Leptocardii, Amphioxiformes, Branchiostomatidae.
CGCAAGACUGAACACAGGGGCACACUUCUAGUACUGCGUCGGUCUUCGCGUUUUCGUUCAGAGCUGUGUCUAGCUGAGGAGAUCGACAGUCUACUUUGGCGUUUUCGUCUAGAAUAACAGCGUCCGCCCUGGACUUUCACUGACGGUAUCUUCGCUUGGAUUCGCAAGCUGACACAAGAACACUUCUCGUGCUGUCUCUCGUCGACGCGUCGCGUUUUCGUUCAGAACUGUGUCUAGCUGAGAAGGUUGAAAGUCUACCUUGGCGUUUUCGUCUAAAACAGCAGUGUCCACACUGGAAGCAGUAGAAAGUCUCCCCAAUGCCGCGUUUUGAGUACAUCCGACGAUCUAUCAUAGAAUCUAGAGAGAGAUUUGCGAGGUUCAAUCGUGAAGAGGAUAACAGGAGAACACGGGAGCAGCAACCGGAGGUCGUGACAGUCGCCCGGCGGCCCACCUUCACCGGGACCACCGCGGGGCUCCGGCUGGUCGCCGCCAUCCACUUCUCCUGGGCAGAGGCGCUUCAGACUGCCUUGAGAUCUAACUUGCGACCGAGCACAGCUCCAAACCGCCAUGGAUUACAAGGGGUAUUUCUACAUCAUGAGCCGGCAGACCGGCAUGGUCCUUGACGUGUACGAGGCCAACACCGCGUCCUCCACCCCCAUCAUCGUCUAUCCCAAGAAGACCGAGGGGGCCGAGAACCAGCUCUGGAGGUACAACUCGGAGACUGGUGAACUGGAGAGUCGAUUGAACGGCUACCGUAUCGACGUGUCUGGAGGAAGUGCGUACAACAGUGCAAGCAUCAUCAACUACCCAGAGAAUAACGCCGUCAACCAGAAGUGGUACUUCAGGGAUGACGGUUCCAUUGAGAGCGGGCUGGGUAAACAGUGGGUCCUGGACGUGCAGGGGGCGGACACCAACGCCGGGACAAAGAUCAUCCUGUACGAGCGUAAGGACGGGGGACCCAGUAUCAACCAGCAAUUUGAUGUGGUGCCUUACGUGCCCGCGGACGGGUUCUUCUACAUCCGGAGCGCCCUGAACGACUGCUACCUGCAGAUCAAGGACGGCAGCGACCUGACGUCCGCUCCCAUCUGUAUCGGGAACAGGGCUGACGGGGACCGCAAGUUCCAGCGCUGGAAGUACAACAAGGAGACCAGCGCCAUCUGCAGCGAGCUGAAUGACUACGCCAUAGACGUGAGGCAGGCCAAUGCGGCCAACUCUGCCGAAAUCAUCUCUUACCCUUGCCACGGGGGCAAUAACCAAGGCUGGACCUUCGAGAAGAACGGCUCCAUCGUGAGCGGGAUGGGCUCGACCUGGGUCCUGGACGACGCUGCAGGGGGUGGGGCGGGCACUAACGUCAUCCUCUACACCUGGCAUGGCGGGAAGAACCAGCAGUGGUACAUCUCCACCGAAUAAGCCCUAGAGGGGAUCAGGCAAUCAGGCAAUGGGGUGAUGCACGGAGAAAGUAGUAUCAACCCCCGCCCCCACUGAUGGCCUGCAGAAUCAAGCUUAGCCACUAGGCGUCGCUUUGACUGCAUAGAAUAAUCUUAAUUAUUUGCAAUGGGUAUUUGAAAAUACGCAAUUUGGUGGCAGUAACGAUAUACGCCCUGUUAAAGACCAAACAAUGUCUGAAUGCCUUUCGAAAGGACUUGAUAAUGGUUAGCUUGUCGUCAGUGAAAAUCUGUAUGGAAUAAAUGGAUGAAUGAUUCUUGACUUCGUGUUUAAGACACCAUUUUAAGAUGCAAUGUGUAAUCGGCUCUUGCUGCUAUAUCUUUCAAUGACUGAAGUCUGAAGAGAUAUUUUUAGAAAAUUAAAGACUGUUAUUCAAAGAUAACCUU